AUGGCGCAAAUUCGCGGCACUGCGGGAUACAAUCUCGGUCACCAGAACCCUUUCCAGGGUCCCGGUCGGGCAGAUGCAACCGACGACCCGAGCCCCUUGGAUGCCAUUCGGGAGCAAACCAGCAAAAUCGAGGAUUGGUUGGACACCGUGUCGGAUCCCGUGAAGCCCUACCUGCCUGCCAUUGGUCGUUUCCUGAUCGUGGUCACCUUCAUUGAAGACAGUCUUCGCAUCCUUACGCAAUGGAGCGACCAGCUUCUCUAUCUCCGUGAUUACCGAAAAAUCCCUUGGGGUAUUACCCACACCUUUUUGAUUGUCAACGUUAUUGCAAUGUCGAUAUGCUCUUUCCUCGUUGUUACUCGCAGACACACCGAAAUCGCCGUCGCCGGUCUGCUGGGCGUGGUUGUCACUCAGGGCCUCGGAUACGGACUUAUCUUCGACCUCAACUUCUUCCUGCGUAACCUCAGCGUUGUCGGCGGUCUUCUCAUGGUGCUCUCUGACUCGUGGGUGCGCAAGAAGUUUGUGCCCGCCGGAUUGCCCCAGCUCGACGAGAAGGACCGCAAGAUGUAUGUCCAGUUCGCCGGUCGCGUGCUCCUGAUCUUCCUCUUCAUCGGAUUCGUCUUCUCGGGUCAGUGGACCAUGUGGCGGGUGAUUGUCAGUUUGACCGGUUUCGUCGCUUGCGUCAUGGUCAUUGUCGGAUUCAAGGCCAAGUGGAGCGCGAUCAUGCUGGUUGUCUUGCUCAGCAUCUUCAACGUUUUGGUCAACAACUUCUGGACGCUCCACCCUCACCACCCUCACAAGGACUUUGCCAAGUACGACUUCUUCCAGAUCUUGUCCAUCGUUGGCGGACUGCUCCUUUUGAUUAACAUGGGUCCCGGCCAACUGAGCAUGGAUGAGAAGAAGAAGGUUUACUAA
This is a messenger RNA of Aspergillus melleus, 912 nucleotides long. It is a transcript of the gene ERV29, whose product is annotated as protein ERV29. Gene Ontology annotation, biological process: Golgi organization. Gene Ontology annotation, cellular component: endoplasmic reticulum-Golgi intermediate compartment; endoplasmic reticulum; membrane. The record is from RefSeq and is a predicted model, not a curated record. The transcript has 5 exons. Bases 1 to 912 code for a protein of 303 amino acids. NCBI's taxonomy places the organism in Eukaryota, Fungi, Ascomycota, Eurotiomycetes, Eurotiales, Aspergillaceae.